This is a messenger RNA of Blepharisma stoltei, 474 nucleotides long. NCBI's taxonomy places the organism in Eukaryota, Ciliophora, Heterotrichea, Heterotrichida, Blepharismidae. The record is from the annotation of a GenBank genome assembly.
AUGAUAAAUCUUGCAAAUAAGCCACUGACGAUUCUUCCCUUGCAGACUUUGCUCUAUUUUGACUGGCUGUAUUCAGCUUGGUACUUUGCAGUAGCUACUAUGAUUUAUAUAUACAAAGGCUCUUAUCUGAUUUAUCCUUAUAAUACAAUUGCUCCGGAAUAUGCCGGGCUGUGUUUUUUUGCCGUUUUGCAAUUUUUUAGGAUUUUUGUAGGUAAUAAUAAUGCAGGCUCUGUGGCUAAUAAAAGUGAAGGUAUCAGUGCUGUUUUGUGGUUUCUUGCCUUGUCAAUCCCAGCUAUUUUGGCCAGCAUCUUUUAUAUAGCUCUGCAAACUUUUGUGUAUUUUUUAUUCAGGUUUAAUGCUGACGUCGUGACAAAUGCGAUAUUACUAUUUUUCCAAGUGACUGAGGCGAUCUUUGGGUUUUUGAUGUUUAUUAAGUUUAAAAAAGCCCCACCUAGAGGUAAAGCUCCAUUUUAA